AGAAAAAUAGUAACGGACAAACGAGAACGAAAAAAGGAAGAAGGGGCUGGAGUGCAGAAAACACGGGCAGGCAUUGCAGGGCGGUUCGUGCGAUUAGCGAACGGUUCUCGCAUGAAAAUUAUCCUGAAAACGUACACCAUGGGCCCAGCACCCUACAGUUAACUCCACUGAGCAAUGCAAGUAGUUAGGGCUAAGGCCUUGGCCCUACUGGUGAGCAUGUGGCUCACUAGAGAAUGAAGAAGCAAAACGUCCGGACCUUAUCGUUGAUUGUCUGCACGUUCACCUACCUCCUGAUUGGCGCCGCAGUCUUCGAUGCCCUUGAAUCCGAAACCGAAAAGCGACGCUGGGAAGCUUUGGAUGCUAUAGAGAAAAUGGUGAUACGGAAGUACAAUAUAAGCGAGGACGACUUCAAGGUGAUGGAAACGGUUGUGCUGAAGACGGAACCACAUAAGGCAGGUCAGCAGUGGAAAUUUGCUGGGGCAGUCUACUACGCUACCACGGUGCUUACUACGAUUGGAUACGGGCACUCUACACCAAAUACCAUAGGUGGUAAAUUGUUUACGAUGUGCUACGCUAUCGUGGGUAUUCCUUUAGGUCUUGUCAUGUUCCAAAGUAUAGGCGAACGGCUCAACGAGUUUUCGUCAGUUGUUAUACAAAGCGUGAAACGUCUUCUGAAUUGCAAGGAUAUACAAGCAUCAGAAAUGAAUCUCAUAUGCGUUGUCACGACACUCUCCAGUCUCACGAUUGCUGGGGGUGCUGCAGUCUUCUCAAGAUACGAAGGAUGGUCGUAUUUCGAUUCAGUUUACUACUGCUUCAUUACCCUGACGACAAUUGGUUUCGGCGAUAUGGUGGCUCUCCAGAAAGACAACGCGUUGGACAACAAACCAGAAUACGUGAUGUUCGCUUUGAUCUUCAUUCUGUUCGGCCUGGCCAUUGUUGCGGCCUCUCUGAAUUUGCUAGUUCUCAGAUUUGUCACUAUGAACACUGAAGACGAACGGAGAGACGAGGCGGAAGCUUUACAGGCGGCUCAAGGAGCUGUACGUCUCGAGGGUGACGUAAUAACAGCAAAUGGCUCGAUCCUCUCAGGACAAAUAGGCAACCAAGGAGACACAAUUUCACUCGAUGACAACGCAUCCGUUUGUAGCUGCCGCUGCAGUGGUUUUUAUAAAAAGAGACGAAGACAACGUUUCACUGUGCGUCGGUCACCGGGUAAAAUAUCCCACUUGCUACCAAUGCAGCAAUUACCGAUUCUUCACGUCCGGACAGAGCUUUGUCCACCAUCGUUAACACCACUCCUCCAAAUACCACCAUUGUAUCAACACAGAGCCAGCAUCUGACGAUCUUCGUCAAUUGAAAUAAGACUUCCAUUGCUCGCCACCGAUGAAUCGUAUCAAUAUCGUCGUGCUUCUCUUUAGGAAUAUUUGAACGGACGUUUGCCCAAGUUCAACCCCUGAUCAAACUCACAAAACGAAGGGUGACAAUCUUGGAUGCGUCUAGUAAGAAGUGCUGGAAUGACACAGUGUUCAAAUAUCAGCUGUUCUUCAUCUAAGUUUUGAAAUUUGUUGAAAAUUUUUUUACAUGGACUAUGAAUUGAUUCAUGUAUUUCAAGUACACUGCCAUGCAAGUAGUGUUACAAGAACUGAAUCAAAAAUGAAUAAACAGAGGCUUCCAAUAAUCAGAAGGCUUGAAUGGAGUGUAGAAAUACAAUGAAAGAAAAAACACAUGGACCAUUAUGCGUCCGUAAGCGUAAUACAAAAAUUAAAUAAAAACAUUUUCAAUCUAGACUGCUGAAAUGAAGAAUUUCAGAAAUCAUUUACAUUCGACAUAACCAAUGGAAUGCAUUGGAAAUAUACUUUAAUGUAGAAAUCUUACAAUAUAUUUGAAAAGGUAAU
Molecule: messenger RNA, 1892 nt
Organism: Diprion similis
Lineage: Eukaryota; Metazoa; Arthropoda; Insecta; Hymenoptera; Diprionidae
Gene: Task6
Product: two pore potassium channel protein sup-9
Exons: 5
Coding region: 234-1337 (367 amino acids)
Biological process (GO): stabilization of membrane potential; potassium ion transmembrane transport
Cellular component (GO): membrane
Molecular function (GO): potassium ion leak channel activity
Source: RefSeq, a predicted model, not a curated record